This is a messenger RNA of Pocillopora meandrina, 4913 nucleotides long. Lineage: Eukaryota; Metazoa; Cnidaria; Anthozoa; Scleractinia; Pocilloporidae. The record is from the annotation of a GenBank genome assembly.
UCAGCCCCAGGUCAACCAGCCAACCUUACCGUUUCAAGCGUUCAUGACCUCACGAUCACGCUACAAUGGACUAGACCAAAGACUGCUGCGGGAUUAAUAGACAACUCUACACUGUCCUAUACUGUAUCAUACAAGGCCGUUAGAGAUAUUUCCAGUAAACGGCUGAUCGUACCAACGGAGAGUGCUCAGCUCGAUUUAGUUUUUAAGAAGAGGUAUAAUAUAUUUGUGCAGGCCAUGCACAGGCAGGAUCAUCAAAUCAAAGGCGCUUGGUCCCGCAAAUUGGUGGUCAACACAAACAACUUGGGUAAGUUUUCUAGGGCAAAGCUGGAGCGAAGGAGCUAUGAGGUGCGUUGGACCUAUUAAAAUAAUAACCAAAUUGCUCCUAAGGACACGUAAGACAAGGACCCACCCCCCCCACCAUGUUAGAAAACCCUGUCAUCCCCCUCCAUCUUUGUUUCCAACAAACAAACAGACAAACAAACAACAACAACAAAGAAAAUGAACAACCUGAGAUGCCCAAUAAAUACAAGUAGCCCCGGACAGUUUUUAGGAUUGACAGGAUCAUGUGAAACACUUAUGCAAUUCUUCUCCAAAGAAUACUUUCUAAAAUGAUGUUAAGCUUACACCUAUGAAACGCUUUCUUUUGAUCUCUACAGUUCCAGCGAAACCCACCAAUUUUAAGAUUGCCAGUAUCAGGGAAAUAGGGUCCAAGUUCCAAGCGACAUUAACUUGGGACAAGCCGACCACAGCUACCAGUGGGAUAACGGAUUCGUCCACAAUUAAAUAUUAUAUCAGCUACAAAGUUCUCAAAAGCGGUCCCAAUAGGCAAACGCAGAGUUCUUCAGAAAGAUAUUCUCUUCGCAGUCUUGCAGCGGCCUCAACAUAUCAGAUAAAAGUCAAAGCUUUUAAGACCUCUAAGCCAGAGAUGGUUAGCGAAUGGUCCGACCCCAAAAUACUUCAAACAAAUGAAUCAAGUAAGGGGAUGCACGCAUGUGUAAACUUCCCACAAAUCAAGAUUCUCCCCUUUACAUGUUAGAGAUUUCCUUGUUAAUUAGUUGGGAGAAUUCGGUGUGAGAUUAAGAUAACAACUUCUAUCUAAUAAGUUUCAGUAUUCUCAUUAACUGCUUGCUGAAUAGAGUAUGGACGUAAUAUGGAGAAGUUGCAUGUUAAUAACUUUUGGAAGAUCAAGGGGUAAACAAACUAUUUCCGCCCUAUCCCCACACUGUUCGCAGUGCGCAUGCACAUAUUUUGGGAUGGGAGGCCUGUCGAGACUUCCCUGAGGGUAUUCUGAAAAUAGAGGACUCUCUUAAAUCAGAGCCAUUUUUAAAGCUCGCAUUCUAAUGCAAUCAUUAUGGGACCUUUUCUGUUUUAGGACCGAGCAAACCACCAGGAAAUGUCCGAGCCGUUUCUAACACACCUUCAUCGCUAACAGUCUCAUGGAGUCCAAUCCCUAAAGAUGGUCAAAAUGGCGUCAUUUUGGGCUUCGUUGUGUUUUACUGUGAACAGACUGAUUGUGAAUCGAAUAAAUGGACUAAAAACUAUGUAAAACUAGUUUUUUCUCACCAAUUGCAAGGUCUUGUGAGUGGAAAGCAAUACUCUGUCAAAGUAGCGGGAUAUACGAAGAUUGGUGAGGGAAGGAAGUCUAAACCGAUUAAGAGGGUUGUUAUCGGAGGCUCAUUUCUCACAACUACAAGAGAAACUACUUCACAAAAGUCAACAACGAGUAAGUAUUGUUUCAUCACUCAAACACAGUGGUCAAACUGGGCUUGGUGACGUGUCAAAUAAACAACCACACGAACAAGUAAAUCGCGUGAAAACCGCAUAACUUUUGUAGUUGGUAAACAAAAUAGUAACCAGCAGGAAACCAGCUUUUAUGCACGAAAAUUCUCGAGUUCUCCUUUCCCUACGAUUGUUGCCUUUUACAGAUUUGCACGAACGUACGUAUAUAUUAUGCUUUUUUUUCGCAUAUUUGGCGUGACAGCGGUUGUUUCUUAUUUUUUCCUUUGUAAGUUUGCGCGGGAAAUUGGCGCGCGGCUGACCGAAACUGAUCCUCUUGCGCAUGCCCCACGUUUGACGGCUGUGUUCAUCACUCGUCGCUUUAUUUCUAGAGGAAACUUAACGAAGAAAAGCGAAACAGCAUUUCGAUGACUUCCUGUAAUUUUUGCUAAAUACGGAAGAGAUUAGCUCAAGUGAAACAUAUAGACACAGAAAUAGAAGAGUGAAAACAAUCACGCAAAUAAGAAAAAAGUAUGAAGAAGUUAUUCUAUGAGCAAAAAUUUUCGCUCGCAUGGAGUCUGCUUGGUGUUUUAAAAGGUGUGUCUAUCCCUUUCUGAUUAAGAAAAUCUCGAAAAUUUAACACUACAGCUUGCUACUGCACUUCUACACGAUUGCAAAAAUUCUCACGUUAGUUCGUUUACAAACACAAUAUAAGAUCAACAGCGUCUUUUCAUGAGAGAGCUACAAAAUAUAAAAUUGUAAUCUGCUGUAACCUACAGUUGCCCCAGAAACGACGCAAAGUACGCCGAUCAAGUCUACAAAAACAGUGACUGUGCAAGUGGAAACAGUGACAAAUGUUUCAACAGAGAGCCUAACGACAAUUGGUGAGUUACGUUUACCACAAUAUAAGAUCACGUGCUGCAAAAUUAUUUGAGAAUUGUAAGAAACGACGAAAGUUCAAGUCUACAAAAACAGUGAGAAUUUGUGACAAAUUUUUCAACAGAAAAGCGACUCCUCCUUGCAGGAGAAUGCUUUUUGAGAAUUUUACCUUUCCUUCGGGAGCUUGACUUGUUUCAGUUGCUUUCAUAACGCGGGCGGUAAGAAAGCGUUAGAAGGAGAAUGGGAACGAGUAAGAUCCUUAUUGGACUAUUUAGAUAAAAGAGGUGAAAUUACUACUUUAAUGACGUCACUUAGUCAACAAACUAUCCAGAAGACUAGCUAAAGAGUGAAAAUUAUUAUGGACUAAAAGAUAAAAUUCAUUUCAAUUCUGCGUCUUUUCCUAAAUUCUUAAAAUCAUCACAAACAUGCUUUGAAUUCGCGAGAAGCGAAGGAAAAUACUUCUACUUAGUUUCAAAACUAACUAAUUUGGUAUCGACUAACAUGUACAUCUCUAUCGCAGUUGUAUUCCCCACCGAGCCAAAGAAAACAGAACCGACUUUAUCAAGGACUGUAGCAACUGUUCAAUCAACACUUUCCUCAGAGAAGGCUGCAACAAGCCAUCCGUCUGAGCCGUUCACACCAGUGGUUGCUAAACUUGAUCAAGGUACGUUUGUGUGAAGAGGCUAGGUUUGUUACAGCUGUCGUUUAUAAGAUAAUGCUGCAGACCGCAGCCAAUUUGUAAGUUGUCGAUUUAGAGAAAUUUUAGAUUUGGUGUCGAAAGAAAUCCUAGAUUGUUUAUGUUUUGCAUUACUUCACUCUGCAGCUGUGAUUGGUCCAAAAACCUCGCACCACAUUCUCAACCUAUCAAAUGCAAAAGAAAUUCAAUCGCGACUUAGUCACCCGCGUUUUCCCGCGCUUUAGGCAGUUUGCUUUUUCUCUUUGGCUCAAUAGGGUAAAUUCCUUUCUUCUGAUUGGUUUUGUUUUGGUUUGAGGACAUUCAAUCGAAAAGCGCUCUAUAUAUAGGUUCGAACACCGAUUGAGGUCAUUCUAAAUAUGAAAGCGAUCUUCGUAGUAAUGAACACUACUCAAGUGAUAGUGAAAAUAAGGCCCGAAAAAAUCGGACCUGUACGGGAUUUGAACCCAGGAUCUCUGUGAUUCCGGUGCAGCACUCUACCAACUGAGUUGACGAACCAACUGGGAGCUGGUCAUUAUGUUAGUUCGUAAUAAAUCCAUGAAGAGGUGAAUCAAUGACUGUAAAUAUAUUAUUUUGACUAUUGUUUCAUUGGUGUUCAUUAUUUCUUAAUCCACAGUUCACAUAUAUUUUUUCUUUCUUUAAAAAUAAGUUCACAUACAUGAUUUUCAUAUAUUUACGGUCAUUGUGGUCAUUCUAUUUACAUGUACAAGUCUACAUCAGAGUUCACUGUUCCAUAUUAUAACAAAUUUCAUUUCAGUAAAAAAUCAUUAAUAUAUUAUCUGCUGCUUAAUUUUCAGCAAGAAAAACAUCUAAGGACAACAUGCUAAACAAAAUUCUCAUAAUUGGUGCUCCUGUGGGCGGCGCCAUUCUCCUGGUCAUCAUAUUCGUAAUUGUCUUCUCCCUAGCGCGGAAACGUUCACGCAAAAGAAGACAGCUGCUUCAAAAUGGCGCCAAGCCAAGGCGGUCAAGAGAUAUGGUAACAAGAGGGGCGUACAGCGUCCGAUAUGAGUCUCCUUCCGCGGCAUCCACCCUCGGUGGAGACUCCAUGACCGAGGGGCUGUUACCCACUGCAGAUGAACCAGAUCAACCUGAAAUUCUUGUAGAGCAACCAAAUGGAACAGUACCGAGCACAGACACGGAAAAUGUCCCUUUGGUGGCUUCCGGUUAUUCAGAAAAAUGCGAUCCUUUGCGGGUUGAUUUGAAUUCGGAGCAGAGUAAACUCGACGACGGGGCAUCUGCGGGAUUGUACGACAGUAUUGGAUCUCUGACAAAAAUUGGAUGCACGGCCAAUGACGGGAAAAGUGAUGAUGAAGAUCGUUAUGUCACUCAAGAUCAAAUCAACGCCGCGCGCCAAGCCACGUGUGAGAAGUCUCAGGCUCAGGCUUCUCCGGACGAGGGUCAUUAUAAAACACCCAAAGAAGUAGCGAUGGAGGACUUCUAUAAAAGACCUAAGGAUGUUCUUAAUGGCAGCAACACGUACGUGAAUAUGAAUGGACCGCAAACAGAAAACUUAUAUGAAACCGUCGGGCCAAAAAGGCCUGAGGAGCCAGUAUACGAGAAUACGCCCGGUGGUGAUGAGGAGCACGCAGAUACUGAGGGUGGAAUACGACCCAAUUUAUUGUAA